AUGUUAACUAGUGAUAAGUUUAGGAUGACUGAUAUUUAUCUGGCAAUCUGUAGUAAUGCCCCCAAAGUAAUGUGGAAGAACAUACUCCGAAAUAAUGUUGCUCGACCAAGGGCUCUGAUAACGAUGUGGUUUGCGUGUCACGGAAGAUUGGCUACUAAACAACGCCUUUUUCGAUUUGGUAUGAUCACUGAUGAUAGAUGUUGUCUGUGUACUAAAGAGGAGGAAACCAUUAAUCAUGUAUUAUUCUGCUGUCCUGAAACGGUGCAUAUAUGGACCAAGGUCCUAGAUUGGAUCCAGAUUCCACAUGUCCCGCGACUGUGGGAUGAAGAAAUGGACUGGGUGUGCAAGAGCACGAGCGGUAAGGGCUGGCGAGCGUCCCUCCUGAAACUGGCUAUAACGGAAACAGUUUAUGGUAUUUGA
Lathyrus sativus (Indian pea) is the source of this 420-nucleotide messenger RNA. NCBI's taxonomy places the organism in Eukaryota, Viridiplantae, Streptophyta, Magnoliopsida, Fabales, Fabaceae. The record is from the annotation of a GenBank genome assembly.